AUGGAGGAAAUUAGAUAUUGGAAACCCGUCAUUGAAAUGGCUCCUCCCUGCCCUCGCUGCGCUUCUUCCAACACCAAGUUCUGUUACUACAACAACUACAGCCUCUCUCAGCCUCGCUACUUCUGCAAAGGUUGUCGGAGAUACUGGACCAAAGGCGGCUCUCUAAGGAACGUUCCGGCCGGCGGAGGUUGCCGGAAGAAGCGCCGCUCCGGCCCGAGAGUUCAACCUUCUAAUUCGCUUAGUUCUUCUUCUCACGACUCCAAUGAGGGUUCCAAUGGCGACUCGGGUUCUCAACCGGCCGGUUCGGAUAUUGACCUAGCAGUUGUUUUCGCUAACUACUUGAACCAAAACCCGAACCGGCUCAAGCAAGAUUCGGUUCGGGAACAGAUUUCUCACGACGAGAAAAUUGAAGAAGAUCAGAAAAUUCAUGAAGAAAUAAAUAUGGGGAUUGAUGGAGUCGGCCAAUUUGAGUUGCAGAAUUUUCUUCGAAGUGAUCAUGAAGUUGUGCAAGAUGUAGUUUGGUCUGAUCCGAUAAACUUUUCUUCGUGGCAACCGAUGGCUAAUUUGCAAGAGAUCGAAACUUUUCCUUCAACGAACGAUAUCUGGAGCUUCUUUGAUUCUUCUGGUUUUGACGUUUUCUCUCAAGAUCUUAAUUUAGAUGCGUAA
This is a messenger RNA of Morus notabilis, 666 nucleotides long. Its product is annotated as dof zinc finger protein DOF1.2. NCBI's taxonomy places the organism in Eukaryota, Viridiplantae, Streptophyta, Magnoliopsida, Rosales, Moraceae. Gene Ontology annotation, molecular function: DNA binding; DNA-binding transcription factor activity. The transcript has a single exon. Bases 1 to 666 code for a protein of 221 amino acids. The record is from RefSeq and is a predicted model, not a curated record. Gene Ontology annotation, biological process: regulation of DNA-templated transcription.